Cannabis sativa is the source of this 1124-nucleotide messenger RNA. RefSeq lists its product as uncharacterized. The coding region runs from base 180 to 500 and encodes 106 amino acids. The record is from RefSeq and is a predicted model, not a curated record. The transcript is spliced from 3 exons. Lineage: Eukaryota; Viridiplantae; Streptophyta; Magnoliopsida; Rosales; Cannabaceae.
UAUCUAUUCAAAAUUUAUGUAAGUUAACUUUGGCUAAAUUUUAUAUUAGGAUACUAUAUUAAUGGCUCGUACAAUAUAAUCGCCAACAAUUGUUUCAAUUUGUUAAUCCGAAUGAAGUAGCCACUCGUUUUACAUCGCUUGAUGCACAUGUCUCUUCUUUGUAUAGACGUAUCAAAAAAAUGUCAAAUAAUCAGCAGUACAUGGUCACUCCUUUGAUUGAUGGUGAGCAUUGGAUGUUGAUAUUAUUAGUGCCCGACUCUUAUUGGUUAUGUUUCAUGGAUCCUAAAAACUCACACUUGAGUAAUCGACCUGAUAUUAGAGAGACGGUCACAUUGGCAUUUCAAACUUACUACAGGGCGAUAAGGAAAGAAAUUCCACCGAAGCUAAAAGUUCGACGCCCAACUUUAAGUGAUGCAAAUUAUACAGAAGAAGAAAUUGAUGAAGUGAAAGAGCAUUGGGCAAGUGAGAUGUUAUCGGUUAUUCAAGCUUACCGACGUUAGUUGUUUUUUUUUAUUUUAAUAGACUAAUGGGCAAGUGAUAUGUUAUCAGUUAUUUAGUUGUUUUUUGUUUUAAUAGACCAAUAGUUAUUAUAUAAUUUUAUAGUUAUGGAUUUAUUGGUAUAAUGAACUAAUAUGUAAUAUUUAUUAGUUGUGUUAACGUGAAUUAUUAUAAUAGUCUAAUUUAUAUAAAUUUUACAUUUAGUCAAUAAAAAUUAUUAUUGUUAUAUUUAAUUGUAUUUGUAUAUAAUUAAUAUAAAUUAUUAUUUAUAAUAUAUCAAAUUUGAAUUAAAAUAAUUAAUUAUUAUAUUUUUAAAAAAAUAUAUAUAUAAUGUAGUGGCACUUUUGGUGUGUCACUAUAUCUCUAAAAAUAUUAAUAAAAAAGAAAAAAAAACAAUAGGAUAUAGUGACACUCCAUGUAAGUGGCUGUUGCUUUUCUAGUCUGACAAAACAUGAGACUGUACCCCUAUAGUGACGCGCAGACACUGAGGGCAAAAGCAUUCAGUGACACGUUUGGAGCGUCACUAAAAACUGCUUUUCCAGUCAGCCUCAUUAGUGACGCGCGUUGAAGUGUCACUAUAGACUUUUAGAGUUACGCAAUGUGUGUCACUAAAACCCAAUUUUCUA